AAACAAUCUUGGUAGGGAUGGGGUCAACAAUAGAAGAUCCAGAGCUAAAAAUCAUGAUAAUAUUUUUUUAAAUGUUCAUGGGAAAGACUUCCUCCAUAUGGGUGCCUUCGAAAACAUUCUCCACUGCAGACAAAUCACAACAUUCCCAAAAGCUCUUUUUGAUUUUGUUCAAUUUGUCAGUGAAGAAAUUGCUCAGUUUAACUGCAGCGUGUUCGCUUCUCAUGUCAGGCAAAACAAGGGGUCCUGCUUUCUUCACGAGAACGCAAUUCACCACAGAGAACAUCUUGCGAGAGUCAGGACCUGCUGUCAUACUUAGUGACUGAACAUGCUCAGACUUGGUAUGCAAGAUUUGUUUCUUUCAGAAACAAUUUUUUUUUACUUCACGACCACUUCUUCUUCACGGCUUUUCAGCUAGACCUUUAAAAACGUGGUUUUCUGAACCGCGGUAGUGAACCAACUUAUUUGACGCUGGGUCAUAUGUAUUCAACAGAGAAGUGAGAGUCUGAUUGUAGGGGAUGAACAGUUGUUCAAUAAUGUCCCAAACACUUUUUAAGUAAGUAUCUCUUACUACAUAUUUAAAUUGAGAUGAUUUCAUUUUCCGACAAGUAAAAAAAUUACUUAACAAACGCAGUUGCGUAACAUUAAAAAUAAAAUUUGUGCAUUCAUCGGUAAUUAUAUUUUGCGCGCUAACCGUAAAUGUAAGCAGUCACACCACAAGCAAAAUAUAUACAAGAUACAUUUUAAAUUGCGAGUUUACUAAAGCCGUAAUUAAAACUUCCAAGGCCACCGCCAUCUUGAUGAAAACGUAUCUAUAUUGUUAUAGAGAGCUUGUUUACAUAAUUUUUCUCGUGCGUACCCUCUGAUUGACCCCGCAUGAGACGCUGUGUUCACAGAGGGGUGUGGCUUAGUCAUUUGAUCUAUUCGUGUUUAUGCCGCAAGCUACUAAAAAUAAUUAAUCUGUUCCAAGUGGUAUUUUGUCGAAUGAAUGUGAUUGUUCUAGAAACGUCAUACGUUUUCUGGAAGGCAGGGCUUACGCGACCUAUAUAAUUUGACAGGCAAGGGCGGAGGGACGGAGAUUCAGAUAGAUAUUAUUAACUUUACGAGGCGUGUAUUAUUCUUUGUUUAUUUGUGUGCUAUUACUCAUAUGUGUUUAUUUCGCACUUUAUCAUUAUUCAUUGGCACAUUAGUCAAACUGUAUUAACUGUGUACCGGUACAAGAUCUGCCAUACUGAAAGUUGAAGAUUGUCAUUAUAUUUUCUUUUCUUUUGUAAUUAUCUUAAGACUUAAUAAAUCUUAUUAAUUGUAACUAGAAACCUCUUUGGGUUUCGUAUCUUUAAUAUUGUUGACUCUAUGGUAUCGUCCUUUGUUAGGCAUUGCUUACAACAAGCCAAUUAAAAUUAAAAUAGGAGAUUAAUUUCUCCCAAUAUAAGACAGUGCGUAAAAAUAUCUUUCCAUUUUUGAGAUUAUAAGAAUUGAAUUUCAAAUAGAUUUUAUUUUUAAGAAGUUCGAUUUUCUGUUUAGUUUCGGCCGCACUAUUGUUUUAAUAAAAAAGAUCCAGAAGUUUUUUUGUUUUUUUUUAAAUGAAAAAUAUAUACAAUUUACAUUACUAAAUGUUUCCGAAAUUUCAACUUGAGCUAAAUUUAAACUUUGAGCAAAUUUGAGAUAGAAAUAAAAAAAAUUUAAUAUACUAGAUGGAUAUGACCAGAGUGUAUACUUAUUUAAAUAGUGUUGUCUGUAAUGUUAGCAUUACGAUAUAAAAGUGGGACUGGAGGAUAAUGUUUAGUUCACUUACCCGGCUUUUUGACGUCGGACCACAUCAUUCCCUUCAUUUGGUUCCAGCAUAACCAUGCCCAGGCCUACAAAAUCAAGUGGAAAAACGGAAAAGUACAAGUUAUAAAAUGAAUGCGAUGACAGACUGAUAUCGUAAAGAAUACAGAGAUAAGCUAACAUUUCAAGAGAUACAGCACUGGUUAAAGUGACGUGAAGAAAGAAAUAGUUAAAUCAAAAGAGAUACUGAUAAUCUGUUAAAUGACAGGGCAUCAGUGACUGGGCAAAUUUACAGGGCCUCACUGACGAGGAAAAUUCACAGGUCAUCAGUGACUGGACAAAGUAACAGGGCAUCAGUGACUGGGAAAAUUACAUGGCAUCAGUGAGUCGGGAAAAUUGACAAGCAAUCUGUGACAGGGCAUCAGUGACAGGAAAAAUGAAAGUAUAUCAAUGAUUGGAAAAAAUGACAGGUCAUCAGUGACAGUGCAAAUUUACAGGGCAUCAAUGAUUGGUCAAAGUGACAGACUAUCAGUUUGGGAAAAAUGACAGAGCAUUAGUGACUGGGACAACGUGAAAUGGCAUCAGUCAUUGGGCAAAGUGACAGGACAUCAAUGACGUAAACAAUGACGGGCCAUCAGUAACUGGGCAAAAUGACAGUGCAUCAGUGACUGGGCAAAAUGAUUUGGCAAAAGGAUCUGGAAAAAUGGCUUGGCAAAUUUGCUAGAUAAAAUGGCAAUUGAUACCAUAAAAAGGUAAAAAAAUGACAUCGGCCAGUUACUUUUAGAAAUUACAGGGGACACAGCGAACUGAUAAUAAUUUUGACUCGCAAAGAUAUAGGUGGACAUAUUAAUUGGUCAAAAUGACAUGGGACAGAGUAACUGGGUAAAUUGACGGAAGACGCAAUAAGUAGUGAAAAAACUAGCUUGGCAUAGAGGGAUAGAUAAUAAUUGGGUAAAAUGACUUGGGAUAGAGUGACAUGUAAACAUGACACAGAAGGAAGUGACUAAGUCAAAGGCUUUGGACAAACUAGUUGAAAUACAAUGGCAUGGUAUACAGUGACACGCUAAUCUUACAUGGAACACAGCGGCUGGGUAAAUGGCAUGUGUUAAUGUGACUGGUAAAAGAACAAGAGGUUCAAUGACUAGGUAGAGACGUCUUAGUAUGCUUCAGCCAGUUAAAAUAUAGGACAUGACACUUUUAUUAAGGUGUUCAUUUGUUUUUUUAAAACUGUUGAAUGAGGAGGGGACAAGUUAAUAGGUGGUGACAAAUUGAUAGAAGGAGACACAUUGAUAGGAGGAACACGUUGUUAGGAGGGAAACAGUUUAGAAGCGGGGAAAAGUUGAUAGGAUGGGAAAAUGGAUACGAGGGGACAAGUGAUUGGAAGGGACAAGUUGAUAGGAGGGGACACGAUGAUAGUAGGGGACAAGUUGAUUGGAAGGAUUACGAUGAUAGGAGGGACACUCUGAUAAUAGUGGACUCGUUGAUAAGGUGGAACAAGCUGUUCAGAGGAAACAAGUUGAUUGGGGUAACAUGAUGAGAAGAGGGUAUAUGAUGACAAAACGGGAAAAGCUGAUAGGAGAAAUAAGUUGAUAGGGGAAUAAGCUGAUAGAAAGGGACAAGUUGAUAGAAGGGGAUAGGUUUAUAGAAGCAGACAAGUUGAAAGGGGGAACUAACUGAUAAAAGAAGACAUUUGAUUGGUGGGGACACGUUGAUAGGAGGAGACAAUUUGAUAGGAGGGGAUAAGUUGAUAAGAGAGGAAAGAUUGAUAAGAGGCUACAAGUCAAAAGAUUAACAAGUUGAUGGAGGGACGACAAAUUGAUAGUAUUCGACAAUGUGAUUAGAGAUGAAAAGUUGAUAAAAGGGGACAAGUUGAUGGGAUGGACAAGUUAAUGGUAUAGGACACGUUGAUUGGAGGGGACAAGUUGAUAUAAUGUGACAAGUUGAAAGGAGCGGACAAUUAAUCGAAAAAGACAUGUUAAUAAGAGGAACCAAGUUUAUUGGAGAAGAACAGUCGUUAGCGGAAACAAGUUUUACAGGAGGGUCAAUUUCAUUGAAGAAAAAACUUGAUGGGAGCGGGAAGUUAUUAGGAUGGUAAAAGUUGAUAGGGGAACUAGUUGAUUGUAGAUGCCAAGUUGAUUGGUGGGUACAAGUUGAUAAAAGGAGACUUAGUGAUAGGGGGAACAAGUUGAUAAGAAAGAACAAAUUGAUAGGAGGGGAAAAGGUUGAUAGGAGCGGACAAGUUGAUAGGAAGGGUCAAGUUGAUAGAGGCAGACAACUUAAAAGGAGGUAACAAGUUGAUAGGAAGGGUCAAGUUGAUAGAGGCAGACAACUUAAAAGGAGGGAACACAUUAAUAGGAGGGGAUAAGUUGAUAAAGGCAACAAAUUGAUAAGAUGGUGCAUGUUGAUAGGAGAGAACAUGUUGAUAGGAGAAGAAAUUUUUUUAGAAAUAGACACGUUGAUAGAAUGGGACAAGUUGAUGUGUAAAAAUGUUGAUUAUCAAGGACAAUGGUAGAAUGGGACAAGUAAAUAGAAGGGGCCACGUUUAUAGAAGGUGAAAAGUUGAUAGGAGGGACAAAUUGAUAGAGGGCAAAUGUUGAUAGGAAGGACACCAUUGAAAAAGUGGGACUCGGUUAUAGGAGGGGACACACUAAUAGUUGGGGAUAAGUUGAUAGAUUGGGACACGUUGAUAGCAGGUGAGAAGUUGAUGAAUUAUGACAAGUUGAAAGGAGGGGACAUAUUGAUAGGAGGGGACCAUUCAUAGGAGGGGACAAUAUGAUUAGAGAAAAAUAGUUGAUAAGAGGGGACAUGUUGAUAGAAGGGUACAAGUUGUUAGGAGGGAAUAGUUGUUAGGAGUCGACUUUUUGAUUGGCGAGGACAAGUUGAUAUGAGCGGAAAAGUUGAUUAAAUGGGAGAAGUUGAUAGAAGGAGACAAGUUGAUAGUAGGGGACAAGUUGAUAGUCGGGGACAAGAAGAUAGGAGGGGACACGCUGAUAGGAGGACACAAUAUCAUAUGAGGGGUCAUGUCGAUAGAUAAGACAAGCUGAUAGGAAUUGAAAAAGUAAUACUAAGUCAUAUUUCGCGGUUGGUAACAAUACCUGUUGAAAUGACAGUCGCCAAGAUCAGCCAGCACAAGAGAGUGUUCAUGUUGGUUUAAUUUUCUCUUCACAAGAUCAGAUCUCCACGGCCAAAGAACAGCGCUAUGUUAGGUGCGUGUUUUGUGAUUGAAUUAUAUACAAACGAAUUUUAAUGUAGUGUCCCGAUCAUCCUAUUCAAACUCAAAUGUCUUGUGAGCGUCUACACAGUGAUGAGAGUAAUAAAAUCCCCAUUCUGGUCUUUUCAAGUUUUAAUUAAAUUUGACAUCUAAUUGCCUUGGUAAUAACUAUUGAGUGACCCACUUGAAUAACUACCUUUUGCAGCUAUCAGACGGCGCAAGGUGUCCUAUGUACAUGUUUCAUUGAUUUGUGUACGUGCUAGAAUUUGAUUGGAUGGAAAAAAUGGAUAGGAGGGGACAAGUUGAUAGGAGGGGACAAGUUGAUAGGAGGGGACAAGUUGAUCGGAGGGGAUUACUUGGAUUGAGGAAAUAUGUUGAUGGGGGAACAAGAUGAUUGGAGGGGACAAGAUAAUAGGAGGGAACAAGUUGAUAGGAGGGGACAAGUGGAGAGGAGGGGAGAAGUUGAUACAAGGGGACAAGUUGACAGUAAGGAACACGUUGGUAGGAAGGGACAAGUUGAUAUGAGGGGGCAAGUUAAUAGGAGGGGACAAGUUGAUAGCAGUGGACAAGUUGAUAGAAGGGUACAAGUUGAUAGGAGGGGAUUACUUGGAUUGAGGAAAUAUGUUGAUGGGGGAACAAGAUGAUAGGAGGGGACAAGUUGAUAGCAGUUGACACGUUGAUAAAAGGGGACAAGUUGAGAGAAGGGGACAAUUUGACAGAACGGAACACGUUGAUAGGAAGGGACAAGAGAUUUGAGGGGACAAGUUAAUAGGAGGGGACAAGUUGAUAGCAGUGGACAAGUUGAUAGAAGGGGACAAGUUGAUAGGAGGGGACAAGUGGAGAGGAGGGGAAAAGUUGAUAGAAGGGGACAAGUUGACAGUACGGGACACGUUGAUAGGAGGGGACAAGUUGAUAGGAGGGGACAAGUUAAUAGGAGGGGACAAUUGGGUAGCAGUGGACAAGUUGAUAGAAGGGGUCAAGUUGAUAGGAGGGGACUACUUGGAUUGAGGAAAUAUGUUGAUGAUAGGAGGGGAGAGGAUGAUACCUAAAUUUGCUCAAUGGCAUACUGAAUCUAAAAAUAGAGGAACCUUUGGGUACGUUUCUCAAGUCGUAACACGCACUUUGUACUUUCGGUGGACUAGGGUGGAUUAUUGUAAUACUACUACAAGUGUGUUAUAUCUACGUAGUUCACGUGUAAAAACAGAAGGCAACAUUUUUCAGUUAAUUCCCACACAAGACCGGCCCAUUCACAACAGUACAUGUGAGUCCACGACCAUAACCACAAGACAUCCCAACACAUGACAGGUGAACAGGCAGACAAGUGAACACAUAGAUCGAUGAAUACACAGACAAGUGAUCACACACAAGGUAGUGCCUACACAGACAAGUGAUCACACACAAGGGUAGUGUCCACACAGACAAAUGAUCACACACAAGGGUAGUGCCUACACAGAACAUUGAUGACAUUAACAAAUGAAUCCCCCACACACCAAUAUAAUCUAUUAUGCACCAACCUGAUCACGUGACUUACUCAGCCCAUAAAUUGUGCCGUCAAUAAAGUUGGUCCUUUGGGUUUCCAAAAGAUGGCGGAUCAAAUUGUGAUUGAAACGCUUUUUUUUAAAGUAAACAGUAACUUUGAAUGAGUGUAUGUGUGUUUGUGUUUGUGUGAAAGAUAACAAUUUAGAGAGAAAGAAAGAUUUGAGGGAGAUAUAAAAGGUUUGAAAGAGAGUGAACGAGAGAGAGAGAGGGAUGUGUAAUAGUCUGAGUGGAAGAGAGAGAGAGAUUAAAAGAACGUGUAAGUGAUGAUGAGUUAUAAUAAUGUAAAAGUCGAGAUUGAGAGAGGGUGAGAGAAAGAGAAAGGUUUAAGGAAAGAGAGGUUGAGAGUGUGAGGUUGAGAGAAGUUGAGAGAGUGAGAGAGGUUGAGAGAGAGAGAGGUUGAGGGAGUGAAAUGUUGAGAGAGAGGAUUUGAGAGAAAGAUUGAGAGAGUGAAGUUGAGAUUGAGAAUGAGGUUGAGAGAGAGGUUUCGAAAGAGUUUGAGAUAGAGAAUGAGAGAUAUGUUGAGAGAGAGGUUGAGAGACAGGUGAGAGAGAGAGAUAGUUUGAGAGAGGUGUUGAGAGCGAGAGGUUGAUAGAGAGUAUUGAGACUUACGUUGAAAGAGAGGUUUAGAGAGUGGUUGAGAGAGAGAUUGAGAGAGAGUUUUGAGAGAGAGGGGUUAAGAGGAAGAGAGGUUUAGAGAGAGGUUGAGAGAGAUGUUGAAAGAGAGUUUUAGAGAGAGGUUAAAAGACAGGUUCAGAGAGAGGUUAUAGAGGGAGAAUCUGAGAAUGACAAGUGCUGACGAGUGAGACAUAGCAAUCGUGACAGUGUUAAAGUUGUAUUGAGAGAUGUUGAGAGAGAGGUUGAAAGAGUGGUUGAGAGAGAUCUUGAAUGAAAAGUUGGUAGAGAGCUUGAGAGAGUAAGGUUUAGAGAGUGAGGUUGAGAGAGAGGUUUAGAGAGAGGUUGAGAGAGAUUGAGAGAGAGAAUGAGAGAGAGAAAGUUUGAGAGAGAGGAAAGAGAGACAGAAGUUAAAGGAGAGGUUUAGAGAAAGUUUGAGAUAGUAUUUGAGAGAAACGUUGCGAGAGACAUUGAUAUAGGGUAUAGAGAGAGAAUCUGAGAAUGACAAGUUACAACGAGUGAGACAGAGCAAUCAUGGCAGUGUCAAAGGUGUAUUGAGAUAGGUGGAAAGAGAUAUGGAGUGCGAUUAAAGAGAAAGAGAACGUAAAGAGUAUGUGUGAGAGAGAGAUUGAGAGAAAGUUUGAGAGCGGGGUUAAGAGAGAAGUUGAGAGAGAGAGAGAGAGGGGGGUUGAGAGAGUUAGUUUCAAUGUGAAUUUGAGUGAGAGGUUAAGAGAGAGAAGUUGGGAGAAAGGUUAAGAAAGUUGUUGAGAUAGAGGCUGAGAGAUAUUGAGAGAGAGGUUGAGAGAGAGCUUGAGAGAUGUGAACUUGAGAGAGAGGUUGAGAGAGAGAUUGUUAGAGUGAGAUUGAGAGUGGUGUUGAGAGAGAGAUUGUUAGAGUGAGAUUGAGGGUGGUGUUGAGAGAGAGAUUGUUAGAGUGAGAUUGAGAGUGAUGUUGAGGGAGAGAUUGUUAGAGUGAGAUUGAGGGUGGUGUUGAGAGAGAGAUUGUUAGAGUGAGAUUGAGAGUGGUGUUGAGAGAGAGAUUAUUAGAGUGAGAUUGAGAGUUGUGUUGAGAGAGAAAUUGUUAGAGUGAGAUUGAGGGUGGUGUUGAGAGAGACAUUGUUAGAGUGAGAUUGAGGGUGGUGUUGAGAGAGAGAUUGUUAGAGUGAGAUUAAGAGUGGUGUUGAGAAAGAGAUUGUUAGAGUUAGAUUGAGGGUGGUGUUGAGAGAGAGAUUGUUAGAGUGAGAUUGAGGGUGUUGUUGAGAGAGAGAUUGUUAGAGUGAGAUUGAGGGUGGUGUUGAGAGAGAGAUUGUUAGAGUGAGAUUGAGAGUGGUGUUGAGAGAGAGAUUGUUAGAGUGAGAUUGAGAGUGGUGUUGAGAGAGGGAUUGUUAGAGUGAGAUUGAGGGUGGUGUUGAGAGAGAGAUUGUUAGAGUGAGAUUGAGAGUGGUGUUGAGAGAGAGAUUGUUAGAGUGAGAUUGAGAGUGGUGUUGAGAGAGAGAGAUUGUUAGAGUGAGAUUGAGGGUUGUGUUGAGAGAGAGAUUGUUAGAGUGAGAUUGAGGGUGGUGUUGAGAGAGAUAUUGUUAGAGUGAGAUUGAGGGUGGUGUUGAGAGACAGAUUGUUAGAGUGAGAUUGAGGGUGGUGUUGAGAGAGAGAUUGUUAGAGUGAGAUUGAGAGUGGUGUUGAGAGAGAGAUUGUUAGAGUGAGAGUGAGGGUGGUGUUGAGAGAGAGAUUGUUAGAGUGAGAUUGAGGGUGGUGUUGAGAGAGAGAUUGUUAGAGUGAGAUUGAGGGUGGUGUUGAGAGAGAGAUUGUUAGAGUGAGAUUGAGGGUGGUGUUGAGAGAGAGAUUGUUAGAGUGAGAUUGAGGUUGGUGUUGAGAGAGAGAUUGUUAGAGUGAGAUUGAGGGUGGUGUUGAGAGAGAGAUUGUUAGAGUGAGAUUGAGAGUGGUGUUGAGAGAGAGAUUGUUAGAGUGAGAUUGAGAGUGGUGUUGAGAGAGAGCUUGAGAGUGAAUAUUUGAGAAUAAGAAGUGAUGCCGAGUGAGACAGAGAAAUAAUGAGAGUGUUAAAGAGAAAAUGAGAUUGUGGGAAAAAGAUAUGUGGAGAGGAAAAGAGAGAGAGAGAGAGAAAGUCAAGGAAAUUUGCGAGAGAGCAAUAGAAAGGGUGAGUGAGAGAAAAUAAAAGAGUUAAAUAAGAGAAAGAAAGUAAGAGGGAUAGAGUAAGAGAGAAUCACGUUAAAAUAUCUUUAAACUCAUGUAAUUCAAUAACGUGAAUGACAUUUAACUAUCUUUUGACCCAUGUACUAUAAUAAUGUCAAUGAUAUUUAAAUAUCUUUAGACACUUGCAAUUCCUUUCGUGUUGCUUUUCAAUGAAAUAAAAGAACAGGAAGAGGUGAGCUGAUGCUGGCAAUCUGCCCCCGAAAGCUUUAUUUGUAGGGUUGAUAUCCGGUGCAUUCCACGCGCUAGAUCUACUUGAUGUUUCAUUUCUCUCCUCUUAUUGGUACGGUGGAGAUUUUCUUACAGGGCGGGAACAUCAAGGGCCGCAACCGGUCAACAUCUGAUUUUGAUCACUCGACUUAAAAGAGCACACACUGACCAACUGGAUGAUGUGUUAUAGUCAGCACACACGUACAAGGAGGAUACACGUACAGACGAGACUACCGUAUAGUUAUGAUGCACGUACAGGCAGGACACACGUACAAUUAGCACGGACAAUAUCGAUUAAAUUUAAUGUUUAAAUCUUUUCAAUCAAAAAUCCAAGAUGGCUUCUCAAUGCUUUGUUUUGUUCAUUUAUGUCUUUGAGUUGCCUUGAUUUUUUAAAUGAAAUGACCAACAUCUUGCCGCAAACAGACGACAUAGUUGUAUUGGUUUUGGACUGCGAGUAUUCCAUUAUAAAAUAAUGGCCGCCGUCUUGGAUCGCUCUAUUAAAAUAACAAAAGAAAAUUAUUGAUUUUAUUUCUGGUCAAGACAUUAGAGCAUAAGUGCCGCCAAAACGAAAAAGGGCCAAAAUCUCGCAGUAUCGUGAUAGUACUGCAGCUUUACGGAUAGACAGAGGUCUAGUCAAUGUCAAGAAAGAUCUCUUUCUCACUAUCUCUCUUCCUAACCACCCCUCCCCCGACCCCAAUCUCUCACCAUCUUUCUCAUUCUCUCUCUCAUUUUUCUCUCACCCACUCUCGAUAGUACUUCGUCUCGCUCAUUCACUCCCUCUAUGGUUAUCUCAUUCUCUCUCUCUCUCUAUCUAUUAUCAUAUCUCUCAAUCUUCCUCUCUCUCUCAAUCACUCUAAGUUCUCUCUCACUUCAUCUCUUACUCACACUCCCUCUCUCUUAAACUUUUCUCCCUUUCCUUAUUUUAAUCCUCUCUCUUUCUCUCUCUCUUUCUCAAAAAUGUAUAUCUCCUUCAAUCUCUAUCUAAAUUGCUCUCUCUCUCUUAGACAAACACAAACUCAUGAAGAAUCAUCUCGACCGUGUGGUCAAUAGUUUAUGUGUUAAUUGUCUGUACACAUGCCAUUUGUCCGGGUGUGUUGUGGUGAAUGUUCGGAGACUCACGUAUCCAUCUUGUCAAGUGUCCGGUCUCCAGUAGGUAACUUAACUUAAACAUGUAUGUAGGGCACCAUGCGCCAUCUCGUAACUACAAAUCGAGGUUAUUCAAAUGGGCUCCUAAAAUGUAAUCACCACAGCCGCUAGGUGUCACAUUGGAUGGCAACUGAUCAAGUCCCAGAAGAGUUUAUUUUAUUUCAAUCAUCACUGUGCUAGGUGUCACAUUGGAUGGUAACUGAUCAAGACCCAGAAGAGGUGAUUUUAUUUCAAUCAUCACUGUGCUAGGUGUCACAUUGGAUGGCAACUGAUCAAAGCCCAGAAGGUGUUAUUUUAUUUCAAUCAUCACUGUGCUAGGUGUCACAUUGGAUGGCAACUGAUCAAAGCCAAGAAGGGGUGAUUUUAUUUCAAUCAUCACUGUGCUAGGUGUCACAUUGGAUGGCAACUGAUCAAAGCCCAGAAGGUGUUAUUUUAUUUCAAUCAUCACUGUGCUAGGUGUCACAUUGGAUGGCAACUGAUCAAAGCCCAGAAGGGGUUAUUUUAUUUCAAUCAUCACUGUGCUAGGUGUCACAUUGGAUGGCAACUGAUCAAGGCCCAGAAGAGGUCAUUUUAUUUCAAUCUUCACUGUGCUAGGUAUCACAUUGGAUGGCAACUGAUCAAAGCCAAGAAGGGGUGAUUUUAUUUCAAUCAUCACUGUGCUAGGUGUCACAUUGGAUGGCAACUGAUCGAGACACGGAAGAGGUAAUUUUAUUUCAAUCAUCACUGUGCAGACGCAAAUAAGACAUUUUUUGGAGAGAGGGUUUGAUCAAAACAAUAACCGUGUCACUGCCGACACGAGCAUAACAAUAACCGUGUCACUGCCGACACGAGCAAAACAAUAACCGUGUCACUGCCGACAUGAACAUAACAAUAACCGUGUCACUGCCGACAUGAACAAAACAAUAACCAUGUCACUGCCGACAUGUGCAUUGAAAUCUUCAAGAAUAAUAUUUUUUUCAACUGUCGGUGUGGAGGAGAUAACAGCGUUCAGGUCUUCAUAAAACGUAUCUAUUGUCUUUUCGGUGUUUUUCAUGGUGGGUACAUAGGCACUGACUAAAGUGGAAGGCUUCUUUCCAUGGCUGAAGAUGAGUUUCAACGUCAUGAUACAAUCAUUGAUACGUAUUGAUGAGCUGUUGAACUUGCGCACAAGAGAGGUUUUGAUACAAAGCCAACUCCAGCUUCUCGCCUUGCGUCUGGGUGGCAUCCGUCCGAGAAGAAAGAAUAGCCAAAAAGUUUUUUCUUUAGUUCAGCUGUGCAAGAGAGUCUGGCUUCACUUAGGGAGGUAAGUCUAUCUUGUAUCAGGUUAGUUCAUGGGAACUGAGCACUGUGCGUCAUUGACGUCUAUUUUUAGUGUCCCUGUCAAGCAGUGCGCGGAUGUUCCAUGCGGGAUUUUUAAGAUUUUAUCUUAGAUUUUACCAAGAAAAUUGGGUCACCGCAGAAUGCCUUUAGCAGGCAAGGUUGUGAGGGAGCAGGCCAUGUUUUGGGCACCUAUUCUAGACACUGAUUCAUGCAUUUAGGAGAGCAUGCCAUCACCAGAGGACUUGAGAUGAUGGGCGUUUGAGUCUGAUGACUUGCGUGGGUGACUUUGUUGAAAGUGAAGAAGAGUUGCAUAGUGUUAACCUCACUCUCUUGUACAGAUACACCUUGUCCUGUGGCAAGACUAAGUCAAGAUGACCGGAGCUGGUUACGGAUGCAGUUGAUUACCAAGAUGUUCCACGUGCCUCAUCUUGCUCUACACACCCUAUGAUGCGUUGCUGGUCUCCUCCGAAGGAUCCUUCGACGCCCAGGCCUCGCAUGCAGUAGGUAGGAAGUCUUAAUCACCGAGGGUUCGAGGCCCAUCAGUUAUACUCUGCUGAUUUACCCGGCUAGUGGAAGCCGUUGCCAAGGGUAUGACGGCUGUUGCAUGCUAACAGGUGCGGGGAUGCUCAGGUUAAAACUCUAGUUGUACCCAAACACUGAUGUCCUGUCACUUUGACCAGUCACUGAUGCCCUGUCAUUUAGCCUCAUUCACAAUGCCCCCAAAUUUACUCAAUCAUUGAUGCCCUGUUAUUUUCCACGUCCUUGAUGCUCUUUCAUUUAGCCUAGUCACUAAGGCCCUUUAAUGUUAACAAUUGAUGCCUGUCAUUUUGCCAAAUCACUGGUUACCUGUCACUUUGCCCUGUCACAGAUAUUCUUUACCUUUGCCCACUAACUGAUGCCCUUUAAUUUUACCCAGAGUCACUUAUGUUAUGUCAUUUAUCCCAGUCACAAAUUUAAUGUCUAUUUGCCCUUUUCACUUAUUUCCUGACACUUUGCCCAGUCACUAAUUCCCUUGCAUUUACUCCAGUCACUGAUGAUAUUUCACUUUAACCAGUCACUGAUGCCUUGUUACUUUGCCAAAUUACUGAUGCCAUGUCACUUUGCCCAGUCACUGAUGCCAUGUGUAACACAUGCUAUUUUAUUGGGAUAUUAGCAUGGUUAGCUCCUUUACUUCUACCUCCUGCCUUCAGGAUGCCGGCUUUUGUAAUGUAAUGCUUACUUCACUCUUUCACUCCUUAAGUCUAUCAGUCUGUCACACAAGAAGUAGAUAUCACUUUCCAGUUAAAUUCACAGUACUUUAUUAUAUCACUUUUCUACAACAAUAAUAAUAAUCCUUGCACAAAUAUCCAGGUAAUAGAAUCCAGGAUGCAAUUAUCUCACACAUAUAUAAAUAUAUAAUACUCCAUGGCAUGAUAGAAAAUUCACAUGACAGAAGUUAACCACGUCUUCACUUCGACAUGAGAGGUACUGCCGUGGUCACCCGAAACCUGCAGCUCACUUCCGUCGUACAAAAUAUAGUUUUAUUCUCUUUUCCCGUGAAAUAAUACACGUUAAUAGAGUUCACUAUUCAACUCUUGCCACCCCCCUGACUUAAAGGUUUCGUGUGCAAACAUGGUCUGUUACACCAUGUCACUUUGCCAAAUCAUAGUCACUGAUAUCCUGAAAAUUUGCCUAGUCACGGAUGCCCUGUCAUUUUAAAGACAUCAUAAUCACCUACGAUUUUAACUGUUACUGUCUUCAAGUCACUUUCAACAGGAUUGUAUCUCUUGAAAUUUUAGCCGAUCUCUGCAUUUCUUCUCAUUUCCUUUUUUUCAACCUGUCACUGCAUUCAUUUUAUAACAUUAUCCAUUUCCUUUUUUCCCACUUAAUUGUGUAGACCUGAGCAUGGUCCAGCGUGGAUAAGAUGACCAGAAAGAUGUGAUCAAGCGUGAGGUUGUCCAAAGUCCAGACACGAGUUGAGGUCAACCAAACAGUAUCUGUCAUUCCCACUCUCCUCUCCUAAUGCUAACAUUUCAGACAACACUAUUUAAAUAAUCAUACACUCUGAUGAUAUCCUCCAUGCACAUUAUACCCAAUCAUAAUGUUCAACGUGACUUUGAACAUUCAGACGGGGUAUACAUGGCUUGGCGUCGAACAUUAAAACUGUGUCUAAAUGGUGCGGCUUUGAACAGUCAAACUGCAUUCCGACUGGGUCUAAAUGGCGCGGCUUUGAACAGUCAAACUGCAUUCAGACUGGGUCUAAAUGGUGCGGCUUUGAACUGUCAAACUGCAAUCCGACUGGGUCUAAAUGGUGCGGCUUUGAACUGUCAAACUACAAUCCGACUGGGUCUAAUUCGGUGUGACUAUGAACAUUAAGUCUGGGUCUAAAUGGUGCAGUGGGGAAUAUUAAGAUUGGGUCUAAAUGGUGCGGUGUUGAAUAUUAAGAUUGGGUCUAAAUAGUGCGGUGUUGAAUAUUAAGAUUGGGUCUAAAUGGUGUGGCGUUGAAUAUUAAGAUUGGGUCUAAAUGGUGUGGCGUUGAAUAUUAAGAUUGGGUCUAAAUGGCGCGGUGUUGAAUAUUAAGAUUAGGUCUAAAUGGCGCGGUGUUGAAUACUAAGAUUGGGUCUAAAUAGCUCGGUGUUGAAUAUUAAGAUUGAGUCUAAAUGGUGUGGCUUUGAAUAUUAAGAUUGGAUCUAAAUGGUGUGGCGUUGAAUAUUAAGAUUGGGUCUAAAUGGUGUGGCGUUGAAUAUUAAGAUUGGGUCUAAAUGGCGUGGUGUUGAAUAUUAAGAUUAGGUCUAAAUGGCGCGGUGUUGAAUACUAAGAUUGGGUCUAAAUAGCUCGGUGUUGAAUAUUAAGAUUGAGUCUAAAUGGUGUGGCUUUGAAUAUUAAGAUUGGAUCUAAAUGGUGUGGCGUUGAAUAUUAAGAUUGGGUCUAAAUGGUGUGGCGUUGAAUAUUAAGUUUGGGUCUCAAUGGUGUGGCGUUGAAAAUUAAGAUUGGGUCUAAAUGGUGCGGUGUUAAAUAUUAAGAUUGGGUCUAAAUGGUGUGGCGUUGAAUAUUAAGAUGGGAUCUAAAUGGUAUGGCGUUGAAUAUUAAGAUUGGGUCUAAAUGGUGUGGAGUUGAAUAUUAAGAUUGGGUCUAAAUGGUAUGGCGUUGAAUGUUAAGAUUGGGUCUAAAUAGUGCGGUGUUGAAUAUUAAGAUUUUGUCUAAAUAGUGCGGUGUUGAAUAUUAAGAUUGGGUCUAAAUAGCUCGGUGUUGAAUAUUAAGAUUAAGUCUAAAUGGCGCGGCUUUGAAUAUUAAGAUUGGGUCUAAUGGUGUGGUGUUGAAUAUUAAGAUUGGGACUAAAUGGCGCGGUGUUGAAUAUUAAGAUUUGGUCUAAAUAGCUCGGUGUUGAAUAUUAAGAUUGGGUCCAAAUGGCGCGGCUUUGAAUAUUAAGAUUGGGUCUAAAUGGUGUUGCGUUGAAUAUUAAGAUUGGAUCUAAAUGGUGUGGCGUUGAAUAUUAAGAUUGGGUCUAAAUGGUGCGGUGUUGAAUAUUAAGAUUGGGUCCAAAUGGUAUGGCGUUGAAUAUUAAGAUUGGGUCUAAAUGGCACGGUGUUGAAUAUUAAGAUUGGAUCUAAAUGAUGUGGCGUUGAAUAUUAAGAUUGGGUCUAAAUGGCGCGGUGUUGAAUAUUAAGAUUGGAUCUAAAUGGUGUGGCGUUGAAUAUUAAUAUUGGGUCUAAAUGGUGCGGUGUUGAAUAUUAAGAUUGGAUCUAAAUGGUGUGGCGUUGAAUAUAAAGAUUGGAUCUAAAUGGUGUGGCGUUGAAUAUUAAGAUUGGGUCUAAAUGGCGCAGUGUUGAAUAUUAAGAUUGGAUCUAAAUGGCGCGGUGUUGAAUAUUAAGAUUGGGUCUAAAUGGUGUUGCGUUGAAUAUUAAGAUUGGGUCUAAAUGACGCGGCUUUGAAUAUUAAGAUUGGGUCUAAUGGUGUGGCGUUGAAUAUUAAGAUUGUGUUUAAUGGUGUGGCGUUGAACAUUUAGACGGGGUCUAAGUUAACAGAUUUUUUUUAUGUUUGCCUUACACACACACAAAUGACACAAAAGUGAAUUGGAAGGUCUUACAAUGCUGGAUAUCGUAAAUUAUAAUGAAGUCUGAAAAAGGUUUGUUUUUUAUUGUCUUUCCAGGGAGUUCUUAGAUACUUCCAAGGGAAUGGCAGCAAGAGUGGACAUACCUGCCCGCAUGGAAUGCUGCCCCUCAGAAACUCACUUGAUCCUCCUUCGUGGAGGCGUCUCACGAAACGGAAAGCUAUUGGAAAUCUACCGAGAAAAAAGACGCGAUGCAAAAAUUCUACCAGACAUCUUUGCAAAGCCGAUGUCCUCAAUCAACCUUGUCACUACAUCAAACACAAAUAUCAACCUGCGUCUUGGUGUGCGCAGAGGUUCAGCUACGUGUACGCCUUAUUGAGAGACUUUAACGUGUCGGAGAGCUUCCCGUUAGACUACAUCCGGGUUAAAUCCGGUUGCUCUUGCGAACUCAACGUGACCUUGCACGAGAAAAUUGACCUGCGCUAAAGGAAUCCCGACGGUGACAUGACAGUAGCCACAGCACUUAUCUUUGUUAUCUGUUGUAAUUUUUUUGUUGUUGACCUAUAUAAAUAGAUCACUUGCUAUUUAAACACUAUCACAAAAUGCAGACCGUCGCCAUAUUGCAAAGCUGAUUUAAAUCUACGGGAAUAGAAGCGGUUCACAGGACAGAAGCCGACUUCCAUCUCCAGACCUAUCACUAUAAUAGUGACUGCAUUUUAUUGACCAUGCUUCAAGAUGGUUAGACAUGUCUAAUAAAAUGGACAAUUUCGCUUUUUUUUUUUUUUUGUUUCUUGCUAGAAUUUAAAAAAAAGAAUACAUCUGAAAUAUUAAUUGAUAAAAUCAUUGUGUGUUGAGUUAUCUUACUUUGAAUUAUUUGUUUAAACUCAUAUUUACUCCAUGUUCUGAUUGUUUUAAACUUUUAUUUCACGAUAUUCUUAACAUCAGGUAUUGCAAAUAACUUUGAUUCAUGAUAAAUGUACACCACAGACAUGGAAGUAAUGGCUGCUUGUAGGUAAUAGCACAGGUCAUUGCAGCGUUUGUUUUAAAUGUGGUAAAUUAUAGAUUUGUAUUUUGUUGACUUUGUACCGCGCUUCGAGCCUUUGGGGAUGAAGCGUGUUUUUGAAAUGAACUUUAUUAUUAUUAUUAUUAUUUUAAACAACCCUAUAAAUGCAGAGCUUUUCUAAUCGUUCCAAUAAAUUGUCUUCAGUCCUUAGUAAAAGAUGUGUGAAAUAUUUUAAAACGGGUUUAGGCUGACACAUCAGGUCAGAUCGUAUUAAACAAGUUGUGCAUCAAACAUAACUGUGUACUCUCAAACACUGAAACAGAUAGGUUUACUACCAACAUUUUAUAAAAGUGUAUCAGUAUCAUAUAAUUUGAAAAUUUGCGCUCUACGAUCAAACAUAAAUAUGAUCGCACAUUUUCUUGCCAAUGAGUUAGUAAGCAAAUUGUUUUUAUUUGUUAUUUUACAAUAUCUGAUGCAAAUAUAUUCAUGAGGGAAUCAGUGCAAGAAUAAAGUCAAAUCUGGAGAAUGGUAAAGGGGUGGCUAAUAUAACAAUAAGGGUAACUCUUUGAUGGGUGUAGG
Lymnaea stagnalis (great pond snail) is the source of this 17600-nucleotide messenger RNA. NCBI's taxonomy places the organism in Eukaryota, Metazoa, Mollusca, Gastropoda, Lymnaeidae. The record is from the annotation of a GenBank genome assembly.